This is a messenger RNA of Fukomys damarensis (Damara mole-rat), 3833 nucleotides long. RefSeq names its product BTB domain containing 11 (gene Abtb3). The transcript is spliced from 17 exons. NCBI's taxonomy places the organism in Eukaryota, Metazoa, Chordata, Mammalia, Rodentia, Bathyergidae. The coding region runs from base 346 to 2592 and encodes 748 amino acids. The record is from RefSeq and is a predicted model, not a curated record. Gene Ontology annotation, molecular function: protein binding.
GCAGGUCGCAGCCUGUCCCUCCCGCUGGGGGGACGAUGACAUGGCAGGUACCCGACAGGCCACCCGGCAGGCCACGGAGCCGAAGGGUCCACUCCUCUCCCUGCAGCUGUGGAAUGCCGCCACCCUGGGAGGGCUGGGGCAGCAGGCGGCUCGGGGACAGACCCCUGACCACAGCGACCGCGUGCUGUGUGCUACACGCCUCCGAGAAGGCACAGCGCUCGAAGCCUCCCCUCCCUUCCCACUGGGCCACUCCUUGCUUCCAGUCCCCACUGGAGCUGCUUGGCAGGCGCCCCAGCCCCGGGCCCUGGCACACAGUAGGCACUUAGCAGAUGUCUGCUGGAUGGAAUGGAAGGACGGAAGCCAGGGAGCCUGAAGUACUUUCCGGAGAGCAUCUUGCAGAAGACCUGGGGAGGGGUCCUGAGCCUGCCUGACAGCCUGAACCUGCACCGUGAGCCGCAGCGGGCGGCCAAGCCAGGGGAGCUGCCCAUGUUCAGCCAGUCGGAGCUGCGGACCAUCGAGCAGUCGCUGCUGGCCACCCGCGUGGGCAGCAUCACCGAGCUCAGUGACCUGGUGUCACGCGCCAUGCACCACUUGCAGCCACUGCACGCCAAGCACCACAGCAACGGCACCCCCCUGCACCAGCGGCAGGGCGCCCUCUACUGGGAGCCCGAGGCGCUGUACACGCUGUGCUACUUCAUGCAUUGCCCCCAGAUGGAGUGGGAGAACCCCAACGUGGAGCCCUCCAAGGUCAGCCUGCAGGUGGAGAGGCCCUUCCUCGGGCUGCCGCCGCUGAUGGAGUGGAUCCGGGUCGCUGUGGCGCACGCAGGCCACCGCCGCAGCUUCUCCAUGGACAGCGACGAUGUCCGCCAGGCGGCCCGGCUGCUGCUGCCCGGUGUGGACUGCGAGCCGCGCCAGCUCAGGGCUGAUGACUGCUUCUGUGCCUCCCGGAAGCUGGACGCAGUGGCCAUCGAAGCCAAGUUCAAGCAGGACCUGGGCUUCCGGAUGCUGAACUGCGGGCGGACGGACCUGGUGAAGCAGGCAGUGUCCCUUCUGGGGCCUGAUGGGAUCAACACCAUGAGCGAACAGGGCAUGACCCCCCUGAUGUACGCCUGUGUCCGUGGGGACGAGGCGAUGGUUCAGAUGCUGCUGGACGCCGGAGCUGACCUGAAUGCAGAGGUUGUCAGUACUCCUCAUAAAUACCCAUCUGUCCACCCCGAGACCCGCCAUUGGACAGCUCUGACUUUUGCCGUGUUGCAUGGACAUAUUCCUGUAGUUCAGCUGCUCCUGGAUGCCGGGGCCAAGGUGGAGGGCUCGGUGGAGCAAGGCGAGGAGAACUACUCCGAGACGCCCCUGCAGCUGGCGGCCGCCGUGGGAAACUUUGAGCUGGUUAGCUUGCUGCUGGAGCGCGGUGCGGACCCCCUGAUAGGAACCAUGUACAGGAACGGGAUUUCCACCACACCCCAGGGGGACAUGAACUCCUUCAGCCAGGCCGCGGCCCACGGACACAGGAAUGUAUUCCGAAAACUGCUGGCUCAGCCAGAGAAGGAGAAGAGCGACAUCUUGUCCCUGGAGGAGAUUCUGGCCGAGGGCACUGACCUGGCAGACACAGCCCCGCCUGCCCUGUGCGCCAGCCGAAACAGCAAGGCCAAGCUGAGGGCCCUGAGGGAGGCCAUGUACCACAGCGCUGAGCACGGCUACGUGGAUGUUACCAUUGACAUCAGGAGCAUAGGCGUGCCCUGGACGCUGCACACGUGGCUCGAGUCCCUGCGGAUUGCCUUCCAGCAGCACCGCCGGCCGCUCAUCCAGUGCCUGCUCAAGGAGUUUAAGACCAUCCAGGAGGAGGAGUACACAGAGGAGCUGGUCACCCAGGGUCUGCCGCUCAUGUUCGAGAUCCUCAAAGCCAGCAAGAACGAGGUGAUCGGCCAGCAGCUGUGUGUCAUCUUCACACACUGCUACGGGCCCUACCCCAUCCCCAAGCUGGCGGAGAUCAAGAGGAAGCAGACCUCGCGCCUGGACCCUCAUUUCCUCAACAACAAGGAAAUGUCCGAUGUCACCUUCCUCGUGGAAGGGAGGCCGUUCUACGCUCACAAAGUGCUACUGUUCACAGCCUCCCCAAGGUUCAAAGCCCUCCUAUCCAGCAAGCCAGCCAACGAUGGCACCUGCAUAGAGAUUGGCUACGUGAAGUACCCCAUCUUCCAGCUGGUCAUGCAGUGCCUGUACUGCGGGGGCCCUGAGUCCCUGCUCAUCAAGAACAACGAGAUCAUGGAGCUUCUGUCGGCUGCCAAGUUCUUCCAGCUGGACGCCCUGCAGCGGCACUGCGAGAUCAUCUGCGCCAAGAGCAUCAGCACAGACAACUGCGUGGACAUCUACAGCCACGCCAAGUUCCUCGGAGUCACAGAGCUCUCUGCCUACUGUGAAGGCUACUUCCUCAAAAACAUGAUGGUCCUCAUUGAAAAUGAAGCAUUCAAGCAGCUCCUAUACGACAAAAACGGCGAGGGCACAGGCCACGAUGUGCUCCAGGACUUACAGAGGACGUUGGCCAUCAGGAUUCAGUCCAUCCACCUGUCGUCCUCCAAGGGCUCCGUGGUGUGAGUGUCCAGUGCGUGGAGGUGGCCUGGGGACUCCAGCUGUCCCACUGCACUGGCUGCACCGACACCCACGAUCCCACCUGCUGUCUGUGUGAGGCUCGGCCACGGAGCAGCCUCCACUGCCUCGGCUGUUCUUGAAUUGGAGAGCUCAGCUCCCACAUGCUUCUGUGGAAACUCAGGGCACGGAGGGGGGCACAGCGUGUGCGGAGCCCCCAUCCACACAGGGCCCCCAAGCUAACUCCGGCACUGUCCCCAGAUGGAUUGAGGCCAGAAGGCCAUCCGGGUUCCUGGCUGACAACUAGAGAACGAGACUGCACCGACCCGGAAGCGCUUGUGUUACAUGCCAGAGACCUAUGCCGACCCGGAAGCAGUUGUAUCUCAUGCCUGAGACCUCAGCAGCUGUGCUGAGCAGAGGUCAACCAUGGCAGCUCAUGGAUGAGGCCAUUAUGCAUAAUGAGGAAAUGUUUGGCUAAUUUUUAGGGGUGGGAACUUUUUAAAAUUGUUCAUACUAUAACAACAACAGGGAAGUAGUUUAAAAUAUAUUUCUAAAAGCUUUACAGUUCAUUUUCAACUGAAUUGUGUUUAGGGAUCUGUGUUUUGAGGCUCUUUUCUUCUUUUUUAAACCAUAAGCUGCAGGUCCACACUGUAAACAUGCAUCUGGCAGGCUCUUGCUGAUACUCUGACAAGGAGAUAUAACCCUGCCUUGUGGUGACACAGAAGAGCGCACUGCCAGACACUCGCUCUAGUCCAGUAGUUGGAAACCACCUGCAUGCUGAUCGUGGUUUCGGGGUGAGGAUAGGACACCCCACAUAACAGAACGUGCAUCUGCAUGGGCCAGGACCUAUACCACGUGAUGUUUGCGCUUCGUUUUUUUGCCAAGGUAAAAAUGUCCCAUCAGUUCUUGCUUAGACGUCCACCUGGUGACACUAGCAUACCCAUUUCUUCUCCGAUCACGAAUGAACCGGAUGCUUUUGUUGGGGGGCGGGGGGAGCACGUGAGAGAAUUCACUCUUAACCCAGAGUUUUUGCUGUAUUCUCAGAAGAUGUCAAUAGUUUGUUACUAGCCAGAGAGUAUGACUGUGUUAGACUAUUUUUCAAGAAGAACCAUGUAUGAUGGGAGUCACUUUCUGUAUUCCGACAGUGUACAGCUAGGGUUCUGUAACGAAAGUCUAUAUCGACAGGGUCCGUUCACUCUGCCAUGUAUUAUAUAUAUACAUAUAUAUAUAUAUAUAUAUAUAAGCAAAAG